AUGUCUGCCCUGUUCGACUUCCGUGCCUUCUGCAUUGUCCUCCUCCUCGCGGUCUGCUCCUGCACCUUCGUCAAGACCAAAGCCCCCAGCGUCCUCAGCCAGAAGACCGGGUUCCGAGGCCUGUUCUGGAAAUUUGCACGCGUGGGAGAACGGCUGAGCCCCUGGUUCUGCCAGCUGUCCCGCCUCACGCCCUGGUGCGCCCCCAGCUUCGACGACAGCCAGGAUGACGAUGACCUGUCCAACCUCUCCGCCUCCUCCAGCUCCGGCAGCAGCGUAGCGCCGGCGACGGAGUGGGAGGAGGAGACCCCGGUCACGCGCGACGACCUCUCCGUGCCCUCCGAGCGCGUCCUCGCCAGCAGGCCUUCCCUCCUCCGCGCCUCCAUGUCCUCCCCUGACCUGGGCCGGAUGCUGGCGCCCCUGGUCAGCCCCGCCGUGCACCGCCCGCGGUUGAAGGAGUCGGCGCUGUGGCGCGGGCCGCGCCCUGACGCCGAGGCCGUGCAGUGGAGGGACGUGAAGGGCGUGCGCAGGCUGCACUCCGUCCACAUCUUCGAGCUCAUCCCGGAGGAGGCAUCGCACUGCCACGAGGGAUAG
Molecule: messenger RNA, 591 nt
Organism: Auxenochlorella protothecoides
Lineage: Eukaryota; Viridiplantae; Chlorophyta; Trebouxiophyceae; Chlorellales; Chlorellaceae
Product: Protein kish-A
Exons: 5
Coding region: 1-591 (196 amino acids)
Biological process (GO): protein secretion; intracellular transport
Source: RefSeq, a predicted model, not a curated record